Molecule: messenger RNA, 4280 nt
Organism: Microbotryum saponariae
Lineage: Eukaryota; Fungi; Basidiomycota; Microbotryomycetes; Microbotryales; Microbotryaceae
Source: the annotation of a GenBank genome assembly
AUGUCCACUGCUGUGUACACAUCACCGAAUCGGGCCUCGGGGACGAUCAUCCCCCGACUGGCACACGAUUUCGCGAAUCAGCACUAUUCCUCGCCCACCGCGGGCAAGACGGCUUCGGGUUUGAGAACCCUCGUCACCGAAGUUGGACACCGUCGGGAAGAUGUUGGCAAGAAUGUUUCGAGUGAGGGUACGAGUGGUGGGUCCAAGACCGACAUAUUUUCCAUCACCGACGCGACGCUCGCCGAGAAGCUUCAGUAAGCCUUAUCUCGCGUUUGCACCGAACGAGGAAAGCGGCAAGAAGCUAACCAUGUCAACUCCACAGAUUCGUCACUGAAGUAGGAUUUGGAAACUGGGUAAGCUCUUCUGGACCACAGCUCUCGAGGACGAGCAUUUGAAAGCUGACCUUGCCGGGUCGUUUACUUCAGGGCUCGGUCUGGAAAUGUGUACGCAAGACAGGCUCUUCGAAAGGUGAGACUGUUGCAGUCAAGCUUGUACAUCGAUCGAAGAACCCCACGUCGUCCGCUCGAGUUCGAUCUCUGUGGACUGAAUUCAAGUAAGUUCACCGGCGGCCUGACUAUCCCGCUCGCAAUCUCUGAAAUCUGACCCCACUGCUGCCUCUGCAGGGCUAUUCGCUCUCUCCGUGGCGCGUGCCACCCCAACCUCAUCCACUUCGAAUCCUUCAUCAUCACCCCUUCCUACGCCCUCUGCGUAAUGCCGUACUACUCGCGCCUCAUGCCCGUCGCCCUUCCCGAAUCGCGCGCGCGCUUCUACUUUCGUGGUCUCCUUUCCGCCGUCGAAUUUCUUCAUGCUCAUGGGUGUUCACACAAUGACAUCAAGCCCGCAAACAUCUUGCUCGGAAGCAAUGAUACUCCUGUUCUGUGUGAUUUUGGUUUUGCGGUCCAAUACGCUCGUGAUGCACCGGAAAGGUUCCUGAGCUCGCUAUCGUGGGGUACACCCGAGUACCUCUCCCCUGAGCGCGCCAAGGGCGUACUUCACGACGAACGACUCAGCGACGUAUGGGCUCUCGGUGUGACGAUGUGGGAGAUUGUGGUGGGGAGGACGCCAUUCGAGAGGACCGAAAGCGAGGAGUUCCUCACGAGGGACGCUCUCGAGGUUUAUUAUGGUCGAACGGUCGAAGGAUCGUUCUGUGGAGAGUUCAAAGUCUCAUCUGGUGAGUGAGGUGAGUAUACAUUCCCGAUUAUGUUAUGUAUCUGAUUCAUCACGAUUGUCGCGGUCCACAGACUUUGAGGACUUGAUUCAUCACAUGGUCGAGCCCAACGUCAAACAGCGCGUUCAAGGCUGCGGUCUCGCGCUGCUGCAUCGCUUCUUCGAGAUGGUCCCCACGCCUCAGCAUUCGCCCAAAACGACUCGGUACUCUCAAGGCACUCCCAAGUCUGCUCAAACGCCGGUCAAGAACAAGACUCCGGUCAAGACUCACGGAAGCAGCUCUCGCAAGGGAACGCCGAGUCGAAAGGUCGAGAAGAGGGAUUCAAUUCAGGUGCAUCGUGAUCGCACGAGCUCGCCGUUCCGUAAGUUGAUUUGAUUCUGAAACAUAGGAACGUGGGCUGAAAAGGCCUCCUUCACUGUAACAGAGGAAAAAGCCGACGUCCGUUCUUCGUUCCCUCUGCGCCCCCUGCUCCUAGGCGAGCGCCGCGCCAAUGCUUCACCGACAACGAGCCCAUUGACGCAACCCAGCACUCCUCGACAGCGUGUCAACUCUGGGUCAAAAGCCAAGAAAGGCACCCAAUCACCUUCCACGGCGAGAGCCCAAGUCACCACAUCCAGGAUCACGUCCCCUUCCAAGAUCCCGGUUCGAGCGCCUCUGUUCGUCGCCCUCCCACGUACACCCAAUGGCCCCGCUCGAAUUCCGUCGAAGCACAAUGCUGCGCUCUUGCAUCGCACCUCGGGAGUCGCUCUGGCCUCGCCUCAAACCUCAUCAUCCUCGGAGAAGCCUCGUAGAUCCGGCUCUCAGUCGCCCCAGUCGACUGGUGGGGCGCACAAGCGCCAAAGCUCACAACCGCCAGCGAUGCCGACACUGUUCCGAGAUUUGACGACACCGAUAGAGCAACACGGUAUCCUACCUCCGGCGCCGAAAGACCAUUCGGAGGCGGAAUCUAAAUUGCAACAGAAGCAAAUUUCAUCGCCGUCCAGGGGUUCUAGCUUCGAGUCGCCUGUAUUGGCUUUUGCUGAAAGACCGAACGUCGUCGAGUCGCGAGCUCCACACGACAAAUCCAAGCGCUCGGUCUCGUUCCAGGCCUUCACGCGAUGUAAGUCAGCUUCAUGCCUUUGAGUAUUGCUCUCAACUCACAUCAACGUGAUUUGGUCAGCUUCCGCUCGACCAAUUGCAGAGGAUCGCUCUUCACCCAAAGCAGCGGCGGAUGCAUCGCCCCAGCAAACCCAACCCUCGCCGAAGCGUGGAUCGAUUUCCAUGGUCAAGAGUAAGUCGAUCCGUCUUCUCAAAGUCUUACAGGAUCGACUUGAUUCUAAGUUUUAAAUCACCCAGGACUCCGAGCCAUGUCCCUUCGCCGCACACCGUCGGUGUUCUCGUUCCGUGGGUUCAAGCCGUCAGCGAACAAUCUCGCAGCACCUGAACAGGGACGCCGAAUUUCCGCUGCUGGGUCCAUGCUGUCGGUCGGCGAUACCACUGAGUAUGGUGGAGAGCCAAGUGAGUACAAUGUCAGUGCUUAUCAUGAAGAUCAGGAACUGACCAUCGUUCGGCUGUAUCAGACCGAACAAUCGACUCGACUGCGCAUUCUUCGCUCAGCGUCGGAUCCGAGAUGUGAGCGUUUUGACAUUCAAACAGGGGCUUGUGAGCACAACGCUGAUCUGACGUUCUUUGAUGUCAGUUCUCGGCUCGAGUCUUUCUCCCGCCAUAUCCAGACCAUCAUCGACGCCGGUCGAGCCAACGAGGCCGUCUCGUCGACCAUGGUCAGGCGAUCCAUUUCGCCCAGCAGCAGCGGAUCGGACGCCGUCGAACAACUCGGUGCUGCGAUGCCCAUCUUGUCCCGAGAGGAACUCGCCGAGUUCCGAGCUCGAGAGGCCCAGCGCUCAUCGGAGUCUUUGGCGCGUCAAGACCGGUCGAGCUCGAGGCUAGUCGGAGUUGCUCCCAGACGUGUUUCGAGAAGCGCGGCUGGAGCUUCUAGCUCAAGUGCGGAUGCGAAGAGACGACCUUCGGUCAAGAUCCGUCCGUCGCUUGCUCCGUCGUUCGUUCAGAACCAGACGACUCAGACCGAGUCGGAAGAGCCGCUCGAUAGUAGCAGUGAGUUCUCCCCCGAAUCGCCACCCAGUAGAUCGCUAGAAGCUGACCCCUAUCUCAUGACUAUGCAGCUUCGUCCCGAUUCUCGGAAGACUCUUCCACCGCAUCAAUCAAAGCACCGUUAGAAGAAGACGACACGAUGAAGUUCAAGCGCGGGCAUCGACGCAUCCCGACGGCCAUUCGCAACGUCCCCUCCAUCUGCCUGACCGAGAGCGAGGACGAGUCGACCUACUCCGAAGCCGACGAGCCCGAUUCCCCUAAUAUUCCCAGCAUGGGUGUUCUCCGAUCGGUCAUCGUCGAGGAGGGUCGCCAACUUCCGACUUGGGUACCAGAACCGAUCGAGAAAGAAGACGACGGUGAUAGCGAUGAUGCGGACGUCGAUGAGCCAACAAUCACCUUGGUUCCGAGCCCCGUCAGAGGCGCGACGAGACUUCUGCGAAUGGCGAGCAGGACUUCGACGCUGAGGAAGUCGGUCAAGGGAGGGGAAGAGCCGGCGUUUGAGUAAAUUAUUCCUACCAGCCGGUCGAAGAGCCCAUUCACUGACGUCCUCGUCUUUGUCCCUUACAGAACCUGCCGUUCCGCUCCGGCAGCCCAUCGUCCGCGGAUCCUCCCCUCGAACGCGUCGCGCACCUUACCUCGAACCAACUCGUCGAACGUCUUUUCUAACCUCAUCGCCGUCCAACCCUUACAACGCUCUGUGAAGUUCCGCGAUUCCCCCUCCCCCCCUCCCACACCGACAUCAGGGGACCGCACCGAUUCCCGUGCCUCGUCCCACGCUCGAUCCCAAUCGCGAGGUCCCAGCCGUUCCCGCUCCGUCCUGUCCUUCUUCAACAGUUGGUCCAGCUCACUCUCCCGAGCUUCUACCCCUUCAUUCUCCGUCGAUAGUCUCGCCACUUCGGAUGCUUCGAAUGUCUAUCAAUCGGAGGAAGAGCUUGCUUACGAGCGGAUGAAGAAGAGUGCGAAUGCUCCCAAGGGGGCUAAACACGGCACCAAGUGGAGGAGCGCGCUCAAGAAGCUUUUCUAA